CGCCAUUGUUUUUUCGUUUUUAGACAGUUGGCAGCCCUGGCUCUCACACACAAAAAGUCUCAUUAAUUAGUUCGCAUUUUCGACGACAAAGCAGUGAUUCCAGGGGUCAGCUUUGAAAACCCAUCCUGCGAACUUUCAUAGACAACUAAUUUUUGUACGACAUCGAGUAUUUAUAUACGUUUAUACAAUCCUGUAUAUUGGACGGUUUACAAUUAUCUUUUGGAAAAUCGCAAAUCGGCGGAUCAGGGAUCGAGCGAGCUACCCCACAUCCACAUCCACAUCCAAAAUCCCAUCCCCUGGAAAAAGGCUGCUAUCUGCAGAUAGAUCUGGAUAUACCAGAUAUAUAGAGCGAAAUUCGUAUAUAUUCCAAAACACUCCAUUAGCGAUUAGUUAGGUCAGAUAUAUUUAUACAUAUAUAUAGAUGUUUAACAAAAUUUUCUACUAGGCGAGAGAUUAGUAACGGAGCAAAAGCAAUAAACGACGAACCUCAGCGUUAAGCCUAAAGAUUUACCUACCUAGAUACAUACAGAAUAAUUAAUUUAUAUUAAAAACAACAAAAAAACAACACAAAGCCCAGCCAAGUCGAGAGUGAGUGCAGAACUGCAGUCGUAGUAUCGUAGCAAUCGAAGUAUUCAAAAUUGUAGCCUAGCACUUAGCACUAUUUAAUUCGCAGCAAGACACCUGUAUAUUUAGACGGAAAUAAGCAUAAAUAUAUUUUGUACGUGGACUUUGGGAAGUGACUACUAGAUAGAGCAACCAAGCUGCAUAUUUUUAUAUCGUCCUGUGAUUGAUGCAGCCAGUCUCAGUUCCAGUUCAAUUCCUGGACCGAGUGUAGAGACAUAUAAUCAAGUAGCCAGAGCUAAGUAGCCUAUUAGAUACACACACCCUGACAUACAGAACAGCCAUGGACGAAUCCCAGCCGAAGACCCUAUACGUUGGCAACCUAGACAGCUCCGUGUCCGAGGAUUUGCUCAUCGCACUCUUCGGCACCAUGGGCCACGUCAAGAGCUGCAAGAUAAUCCGGGAGCCGGGCAACGAUCCCUAUGCCUUUAUCGAAUAUUCCACUUACCAAGCAGCCACGACCGCCCUAACCGCCAUGAACAAGCGUCUGUUCCUCGACAAGGAAAUCAAGGUUAACUGGGCCACUAGUCCCGGCAAUCAGCCCAAGACGGACAUCAGUUCUCAUCAUCAUAUUUUCGUCGGCGACUUGAGUCCCGAGAUCGAAACAGAAACGCUGCGCGAGGCAUUUGCUCCAUUCGGAGAGAUUUCAAACUGCCGCAUUGUUAGAGAUCCGCACACCAUGAAGUCCAAGGGCUAUGCCUUCGUGUCGUUCGUGAAAAAGGCAGAGGCGGAGAACGCCAUUACGGCGAUGAAUGGUCAAUGGAUCGGUUCGCGGUCAAUACGCACCAACUGGUCCACCCGCAAACUCCCACCGCCGCGUGAGCCCAACAAAGGAGGCGGCCAGGGAGGUGGCAUGGGUGGCGGGCCGGGAGGCAACGGUUCCGGCGUAAAGGGCAGUCAGCGGCACACCUUCGAAGAGGUCUACAACCAGUCGAGCCCCACCAACACUACCGUCUACUGCGGUGGUUUUCCGGCUAACGUCAUUAGCGAUGACUUGAUGCACAAGCACUUUGUCCAGUUCGGACCCAUCCAGGACGUUCGGGUAUUCAAAGACAAAGGCUUUGCGUUUAUUAAGUUCGUCACCAAGGAAGCAGCCGCCCGCGCUAUCGAGCACACGCACAACAGCGAGGUCCAUGGCAAUCAGGUUAAGUGCUUCUGGGGCAAGGAGAACGGCGGCGACAAUUCGGCCAAUAACCUCAAUAAUGCUGCGGCUGCGGCCGCAGCAGCAGCCUCCGCCAAUGUAGCCGCCGUGGCAGCUGCGAACGCAGCGGCUGCCGCUGGAGCGGGUAUGCCCGGCCAAAUGAUGACACAGCAACAGAUCGCGGCAGCCACCGGAGCGGCGAUACCCGGCCAAAUGAUGACUCCCCAGCAGAUCGCAGCCGCCACGGCAGCGCAGUAUUCGCCAUACGCCUAUCAGCAGAUGGGGUACUGGUAUCCCCCAACGGCAUAUCCUGGAACCCAGAUGCAAACGCAGUACAUGCAACAGGGCUACUAUCCUUACGCUUACACCACCAGUGCUCAACAGGCGGGAGGCGUCCCUGCCGGCUAUCGUAUGGUGCCACCGAAUGUGGCAUGGGGCGUACCCGGUACUGUAGUGCCGGGCGUAACGGCCGCAGCCACCGCCGCCGCAGCAGCAAACGGUUCACUUGCCCCCCAGAUGAUGUAUAGUGCUGCGAUGCCGCAAUACCAGACCCAAUGAGCUGAAAUGUGACGCCAGCUUCGACGCCGUCUGCAGCAUCCGGGCAGUCGCCCCCAGCCCCAGCUGCCAGGUUACCUAGAAUACAGAUUGGUACCAGCCAAAUCGGCCUCGGGGGACUGAGAGAAUGUGCAGGAUUGGAGGUUGCGGCUAAGGAUCGUGUCACUAUCACCUAUUCUCAGCCCAAAAAAAAAACCAAUCCCAAGGUCUAGGCGAUACGCCGGCGACAACUGAAAAAAAACAUCAACUGAAAAAAAGCUCUGGGCUAUGGGCGGGUAGCUGUAACAAUCUAAUCCAAUCUAAGUACGUGUUAAAAUAAUUUAAUGAUUUGUAAUUUAAGCAGAGAUGUAGGCGAUAAAAACAAAAACAAAAAAAAGAAAACCCAGAAACAAAAUAAACCGAAAAAGAAAUUCAACAAAAAAAAAUGCAAGCAAGCAAGAGAGCCUUGUGCUAAGAAACUAAGAAACGUGACAAAGCCAAUUGUAAUUGUAACUAUGUGGAAAUUGUGUCAACGAAAAUCGGAAGGAAAUUAGACGAUGGGAGGAUGAGAUGAGGAGGAGGAGGAGGAGAUCAUAUGUAGGAUGAAUGGAAGGAAAAGCAAGCCACAAGCAAGCCGAAAGCAAAAAAACAAGAGGAAACAAAUCUAGCGCCUAAGAGAAUGUAAAUUCGAGCAUACAUAUUGUGUAUUUCCAAUGUGGAAAAUGAAAUGCGAUAUAAAUAUGUAAAAUGUAAAAUAAAGAAACAAAAAAAUA
Messenger RNA from Drosophila bipectinata, 3069 nucleotides. It is a transcript of the gene Rox8, whose product is annotated as TIA1 cytotoxic granule associated RNA binding protein Rox8. Gene Ontology annotation, molecular function: mRNA binding. The record is from RefSeq and is a predicted model, not a curated record. NCBI's taxonomy places the organism in Eukaryota, Metazoa, Arthropoda, Insecta, Diptera, Drosophilidae. Gene Ontology annotation, cellular component: nucleus.